CAGCUGCGGGUCACAGGGAGGCUCCGUCUGCCCCGUGGAGAUGUUGUAAUCCGGACCGCGGAGUUAUUUCGCUCUCCUCCCGUCCAUGAAUGGAGCAGUGAAUCCCUCCGCUCGGUCACCAUGUGGAAGCCUGUCGGCGGGUCGCGGAUCGCCGUCGGCCCGGCGGGACCUCGCCCCGCCGCCGCCGCCGCCGCGGUCACCUGCCUGCUGCUCACCGGGAUGCUGCUGCUCACCGGCGGACACCCGGGCGGCGCCACCGCGGCGGAGUCUCCUUCUCCCGGGGCAAAAGUUUUCUCCACGUAUUUCAAGAGGCUGACCCGGGAGAAGAGAGCGGCCGGCGGGCCGCCGCGGAGCAGCGCUCCCCCCGGGCCGCUGGAGCGUCUGUCCGCCGCGGACCUCUUCAUCGCGGUGAAGACCACCGGGAGGUAUCACCGGCAGAGGCUGGAGCUGCUGCUGGACACCUGGAUCUCCAGGAGCCUGCCGCAGACGUACGUGUUCACUGAUGGAGAGGACGAGGGGCUGAGGAGAAGGAUGGGCUCUCACCUGAUCAACACCAACUGCUCUGCAGCGCACAACCGUCAAGCCCUGUCCUGUAAAAUGGCUCUGGAGUAUGACGCUUUCAUCAACUCUGGGAAGAAGUGGUUCUGUCACGUUGACGAUGACAACUACCUGAACGUCGGUCCCCUGCUGGAGCUGCUGUCUCGGUACAGCCACUCUCAGGACGUGUACAUCGGCCGGCCCAGCCUGGAACGACCCAUCGAGGCCACGGAGAAGCUCCACACCACUGAAAUGAAACAGGCGCGUUUCUGGUUCGCCACAGGAGGAGCGGGCUUCUGUCUGAGCCGCGGCGUCGCUCUCAAGAUGAAGCCGUGGGCGAGUGACGGCGCCUUCAUGACCACGGCCGAACACAUUCGCCUGCCUGACGACUGCACGGUGGGAUACAUCGUGGAGGCUCUGCUCGGGGCCAGCCUCACCCGCUGCCCGCUGUUCCACUCCCACCUGGAGAAUCUGGCACUGGUGUCUGACAUCAACAAGCAGGUCACUCUCAGCUACGGCACCAUGGAGAACAGCAGGAACACUGUGAAUGUGAAAGGACCAUUCUCAGUUAAAGAAGAUCCCACCAGAUUCAGGUCUGUCCAUUGUCUGCUGUACCCAGACACCCCGUGGUGCCCCAGCCCCCGGCGGCUUUGACACCCCUCCAGAGACAAAGGCGGGAGGAGGGGGUGAGACGCACACGGCCGGAGAAGAGGAGGGAAUGGCUGCAGAGGCUCCGUCUAAAUGACUCCCUCAUGCUGCACAGCAGACCGAGUCUGAGGGGAGGAAUAUUCUCAUCAGCUGAGCUGGUGCUCGCCACUAAAAAGCCCCAAAACUUCUAACAGUUUAUCAGCAUUGUACUCACCAACAAUCAUCUAGAUUUCAGCGUGCUGGAAGGCCACUGAUCUGUUCCUUCUGGCUUCCAGGCUACAUGCUGACGUUGCUUGAAGUGUACUCUGUAGUAAGAAUCAGUGCUGUUAUCUGGAACAAACUCUUAAAAUAUUACUCACUUUUAAAGUGCACUUCAGUGCAUUGUCAAGAGCAGAUCUGUCAUUCAUUAAGGCAGGUUUACAUUACUAAGUAAGUAUAUAAAACAUGUUUUACUUAUUUAAAAAAACCUGAUUGGCCUGAAAAAUUGGCCUAUUGGAGCCACUUGUGGGCCAGUUUUUGACCAGCGGGCCUUAUGUUUGACAUCCCUGCUUUAAAAACAUGGUGUUGAAAACCUUUUUUUUUUUUUUUUACUGUGGCUUGACUUGAUUGUUUCUGAUUUUUUUUUUUUUUAAUUCAAUGCAGAUUAUGCCAUGCAGGAUAGCUGUAAAACAGUGGUAAAUAACUAAAGUGGGAACAUCUUUGGCGUCCUGCUGUGCUGUUUUCUGUCUGAAAUUAAUCAUCAGACUCUAUUUAACAUUAGUAAGUUUUCACAGGCUGUUUGAUAAAGAAUUCCUACUUCAAACCUUCACCAGUAUAAACCAGCACAGACAAGUUGAGUCAAUGUGGGGAGAAAGUGCAGGACGUGCAGAUCUUUACUCUCAGGUUGGUGAGUACAAUGUUGUCAUUCCGCUGGUAAAUCAGCAUGUUUCAUUCCAGUAAAUCAUGAGAAAAUGUGUCAGUUCCUUGGCAGUGCAGUUGUAGCAUCUUUUUUAUUUGAAGUGUUGAAUCCACAGGAGGAGAAAUCAGGAGAUUUUUUUGUACCAUGGUGAAAGAUGAUUUAAAUGCAGAUUUAUUCCUUCAUGCUACACACUCAAAUACCAACAAAAUAUGGGUGGAAAUGUUAGUCAUGUGCUUUUGCAUUAACAGAGAAACAGGUAACAACCUCUUUAUUUCUGUCACAUUGGUGGCACCGUGAUAGAAAUACAAAAUGUUACUGAAAGGUUUUGGCAAAGUGAACAAUUCCAACAUUGUUCCUGCCGAAACAGCCUCAAGUGUUUCUAUCGCAGCCUGUCCUGCUUGUACAUUCCCAGUGUCUCACAGCUGUUCAGCUGCUUCACUUCGCUACACGCCACAGACUCGGCACACAACACUGUUCACAUCAGUCGGACUCAGAAGGAAGGAUCAGUGACUUUCGAGCAUCUUGACGCACAAAAAAAAACUCAGUAUUCAGUGUUAACCUCUCUAUGAAGUAUAUAUCAUGACUCAGCACUUUUUCCACUUUGGCUUUUUGUUUUACUACUUCUCAAUUUCAUCUGAUAAAAGGACAUAAGAGGAGUUGUUCAAUACUUUGUGAAACAUAACGGCAGAUUUCCCAAAAUGUCACAUAAUCUUUCGUGCCCCUUUAAACUCAUAAACUGACGUUUCUGACACAAGUCAUCCUCCAACAAAUGGAGGGUAUUUCUGUUUUAAUGUAUGUAAAUGGACAGACUGUGAUCAGAAGUUUAUGUAAAUGUAGCAGUAUAAAAAUAAUGGUAUCUACUUUGAGGCUUUAUUGAGAAAUGACUCACGUUGAGUCGUCUUCUACCUUCCUGUAAGCAGUUCCUUUGCUGUUAUGCUGCAAGUUAAUGAAGGCCGAUUGGUUCGAUGCUGUCCCUCUUUAGGUGAAUGUAUGUGAUGAACCGUUUCUUCUGAUGCUCUCUCCAGUAUCUGGACUGUAUGUCGACGUUACGGUGAAAUAAAAACUGUUUU
Molecule: messenger RNA, 3153 nt
Organism: Salarias fasciatus (jewelled blenny)
Lineage: Eukaryota; Metazoa; Chordata; Actinopteri; Blenniiformes; Blenniidae
Product: beta-1,3-N-acetylglucosaminyltransferase lunatic fringe-like
Exons: 8
Coding region: 121-1191 (356 amino acids)
Biological process (GO): pattern specification process
Cellular component (GO): Golgi membrane
Molecular function (GO): O-fucosylpeptide 3-beta-N-acetylglucosaminyltransferase activity
Source: RefSeq, a predicted model, not a curated record